UAGCCAACAUGGCGGCCUCAUCAGCAGUACCGCUGCUGUUUUGUUUAGCAUCAUUUACAUUGCGAAUCACCUCCUCCAGACUUCAGUCCGAGCCUUGUUAUAAACCCGUGCGAGACGACAGGCCGGACUUUGUCAGGACACAGGCCCGGCCGCAUGAGUAUGUGAAGGUGUCGGACCUCCCUCUGUCGUGGGACUGGAGGAACAUCGAGGGGAAGAAUUAUGUGAGCGUCACAAGGAACCAACACAUCCCCCAGUACUGUGGUUCCUGCUGGGCCAUGGGAGCCACCAGCGCCUUGGCUGACCGUAUCAACAUCAAACAUGGAGGAGCGUGGCCGUCGGCCUACCUGUCUGUGCAGAACGUGAUAGACUGCGGGAGGGCGGGCUCUUGUUAUGGAGGAGAUCACCUGAGAGUGUACGCCUACGCCCAUGAGAGAGGCAUCCCUGAUGAAACCUGCAACAACUACCAAGCCAAAAACCAAAAGUGUGAGCUGUUUAACCAGUGUGGCACCUGCUCUUUCUUUGAAUCGUGCGCUGUGGUGAAAAACUACACCGUGUGGAAAGUGGGAGACUAUGGAGAAGUUUCUGGAAGAGACAAGAUGAAAGCUGAAAUUUACACCAACGGUCCCAUCAGUUGUGCCCUGAUGGCCACCAGCGGCCUGGAAGAAUACUCUGGAGGGAUUUUCUCAGAGUUUCACCCCCUCUCUUUACCGAAUCACAUCGUGUCUGUGGCCGGCUGGGGACUGGCAGAGGACGGGACCGAGUACUGGAUCGUCAGGAACUCCUGGGGAGAGUUUUGGGGAGAACGUGGAUGGGCGAGAAUAGUCACCAGCGCUUAUAAAGGAGGAAAAGGCAACUGGUUCAACCUGGGUAUUGAGAAAAACUGUGCAUAUGGAGACCCCAUUGUCACAUAGACACCUAAAUAAACUCAUAGACUCUAGUUUUGUCAUCUUGGGCUUAUUGAAAUAACAGUAGAUGAUUUGGUUAAUGUGGGAAAUUAAAGGAAUAGGUCAAGUUUUUAGGAAAAACUUCUUUAUGAGAGUUAAACCAAAGUGUAGAAACAGUUUGGCUCACAACUGCCCAUAAAACCACAAAAUGCUGCUUUUACACUUUGGUUUUUGUACAGAUUACAAAACAGAGACGGUACGUUAAUUAGCAAGCUUUAGAUGUGGAUUUAGAUGUUUUCUUUUUCUGCCUUCAGACAGAUCCAGGCUAGCAGUUUCCCCUUGUUUCCAGUAUUUGUGCUAAGCUAAGCUAAUCACUUCCUAGCUCGAGCUUCAUACUUAAAGCACAGACAUGAGAGAUUUGUCAAGCUUCUCAUCUAACAGGAAGGUGAAUAAGCUUGUUUCACUUCAGAAAAUGUUGAGCUAUUCCUUCAGGUUAAAGGAGGAAAGAUUAGCUUGUUUUGAUGUGUUAAACCUCGAAUUAAGGCUUUGGUUUUCUUAAUAUGUUGAAACACAUGAAAAGCCUUUAUUAUAGAUUUAAAAGUUUUGUUACACUAAGUAAAUCUAAUUUUAGGGCUCCCCACAUGACUUUUCCAGGCUUGACCACAUUCAGACGCUCAAUUUAAAUAAAUAUUCAAACAGACUCUCUACAUGAUUUGCUCCAAAAUGCAGCCUAAACAGAUGACCUGCUCCUGAAGUCAAUUUUAAGCUUGUAUUAACUCAUUCUCAGCAAAAAAAAAAAAAACCCAGAAAAACACAGUCUGCAAAAACUGCAGGUUCUUCACUUCGGAUCCAUUAUCACACAUUUCUGGAGAAACUAUUCCUUUGAACGAAAGACGGGCUGAGUCACUCACAUUUAAAUUCACCUGUGGUGGAACAGCGUUGGCAUGUCUGAGGAAAAGGGGAGCUUACAGUUGCAUUAUUUUCCCCCGACUCACAGAAUAACAUCUGCACAAAUGGCUUCUAACGAGCGUCUAGAGGCCGACCAGUCAGACUAAUUUAACAUGAAUCAAAUCGGGUUUGACUCAGUAUGAUGGAGGACCAGCUCAUACCGUCAGCAGCUCCUUUUAACACGAGCAGGAUGCUUUUUUUCCCUAAUAUGUAAAUGUGAGUCACAUGGAAAUUGGCCUUUGUCGCCUUCAUUUGUUAGGUUAAUGACAGCGUGAAUCAGUGUCUUCUGCAGAUUUGAGGAAAAUAGGGCCAUUAAAGACACUGAGAUCACAUCCUCAGUAUUUUUUUCUGUGAUUUUGGAGGGUUUUUUUUUUAGCAACUUCCGACAGUUUAGAUUUAAAAAAUAGUAACUGGUUGUUUUACGGGCAGAUUGUAGUAAUUUGAGACUCAGUAUAUAUAACUUCAACAACUUCUAGCCAAAAAAAAUUAAAUAAUAAUAAAUGAUUAAACCUUUUAUUCCACUAUCAGAAUUUUACUCUCAGCAGUGUGAGGAAGGUUUUAAAACUCAGUUGUAAAAUUUUUGAUUUUCAGGUUGGGGAAAUAAAAGUUGUAGGUCUAAAGAGUAAUACCUGCGAUAACAGGAGCAGUUAAAGGGGCAGUCCACUGAUUUUACACACGAAGUUCAGUAUUACUCAGCCUAUGAAAACAGCUGUAUAUCACCUGUAACUCUGGA
This is a messenger RNA of Toxotes jaculatrix (banded archerfish), 2565 nucleotides long. RefSeq names its product cathepsin Z. Gene Ontology annotation, molecular function: cysteine-type endopeptidase activity. Gene Ontology annotation, cellular component: lysosome. NCBI's taxonomy places the organism in Eukaryota, Metazoa, Chordata, Actinopteri, Toxotidae. The coding region runs from base 9 to 911 and encodes 300 amino acids. The transcript has 6 exons. The record is from RefSeq and is a predicted model, not a curated record.